GCUGGCCUUCUGCCCGGGCCUGAUGUGCUGAAAGUGGUCGAGGCAUUUAGCAACGAGACAAACUACACUGUAUGGAAUGACUUGAUUUCCAACAGGAGUCUUGCCGGAGCAAUUCUCCGAUACUCUCACUGUUACCCAAGCCUCCAGGCGUUUUGCACCAAACUUUAUGAACCCAUCAGCACCAAACUUGGUUGGAAUCCAAUCGAAGGAGAGAGUAAGUCUGUUUUUUUUCCUCUUUGUUUUGUGAUUUUCGUAGAUACUUUUCUUUUUCCGGUAGUGACAACGGAUCCGAUCACACUCGCUGAUAUGUCGACCAAAGCAUCUGUGUGCAGUCGGCCAACUGUCGGCCACUCGUCGGCCGACUGUCGAUCGACGGCUUCGCUCACCACUUAAAACACCUAUCCUUGGAAGAUGUGUCAGGGAACCUUGACGUUUCGGUGAUGUGUCAUUAGUUCAUGCUCUCUUUUGGUUUAUUUUCUUUGUUUCAUUCAUAGCCCUACAGCACAACCAUUAACUUCAAAGAAUGAGUGAAACUUUUUUUAAGGCCAUAAAACCAAAACUCAGUGUGUGAACAGUAAGCUUGAAGUUGUUAAGCAGCAUAUUUUGUGUCAAGUAUUCUGUAAAAAAUAUUGAAAACAUCUAGUGCUUUACCCCCCUAACUUCAGUAUGCAUGUUAUUCACACUGUUCACACUGUGCUUGAAAGGAAAAAUUAUUUCAGAAUCAAGCGCUACUGUAGUGGUUGAUCUUUCUCUUUAUUCUCCGUGACCUCAAUGUGUGAUUCAGGGGAUAUACUUUAAGGAGGAAUUAGAACCUAGUCAACCAUAGAAGUGAAAGGAUUAUGUGUGUGGAUGACCCUUACUAAGCGUGUUAUUCAAUGUCAGGUCACCUUGAUACCCUCCUCAGAGGUUUGAUAAUCGGACGUUUGGGUAAAUAUGGCCACCCAGCCACUGUCAAAGAGGCGCAGAAGAGAUUUGAAGCACACUGUAAAGGUGAAUCCACCAUCCCGGCUGACUUAAGGUCAGUGGUGUACAGCACAGUGCUUAAGCAUGGUGAUGGUAACACCUUGGAGUCUGUGAUGCAACUUUUGAAAGAAGCUGAUCUGCACGAAGACUGA
Pocillopora meandrina is the source of this 1115-nucleotide messenger RNA. NCBI's taxonomy places the organism in Eukaryota, Metazoa, Cnidaria, Anthozoa, Scleractinia, Pocilloporidae. The record is from the annotation of a GenBank genome assembly.